Molecule: messenger RNA, 4885 nt
Organism: Exaiptasia diaphana
Lineage: Eukaryota; Metazoa; Cnidaria; Anthozoa; Actiniaria; Aiptasiidae
Product: zinc finger protein 184
Exons: 5
Coding region: 244-4035 (1263 amino acids)
Biological process (GO): regulation of transcription by RNA polymerase II
Molecular function (GO): DNA-binding transcription factor activity; RNA polymerase II cis-regulatory region sequence-specific DNA binding
Source: RefSeq, a predicted model, not a curated record
UUAGAAUCGAGAGAGCCAAACUGUUGUUUCAUUCAGACAAAUCUUUAAACUUAUGCCAUUCAACUUCUAACUGCCUCACUAGGGUCAAAUUAGUAGAAUCACCGAAUAGGAACGGUUAAUUUAUUUCGAAUCUUUGAUCAGAAUCGCCGAAGACAAGUGACAGCAUAMUAGAGCGACAGUUGGCGAUCAAGGCCACGGCUGGGAGUAUUUCUAUUGUCGAUUUAUGAAGAUAGCUUAAUCACUAUGAGUGGCGACCAAGAGCAACUUUGUGUUGUGGAUAGUGAUACAGGUCAGAUUCUGUACUACUUCAACUCAAGUACAGGUGAAAUGAACUGGGUCAAUCAACCACCAAAGGAAAUCUCUGACCAAACCAAGUCCAAACCACCAUCACCAUCAGACUCUAGUAUUUCUGAUCCAGGAGAAGUGUCUGAACCAGAAUACAGUAAAACUAAGCUAACACCUCCAACUAAAGUCAAAAUAGAACCCAAGGAAUGUUCCAAUUUAGUCUCUGGUGAAGUUGUUACAGUCAUCCUAGAGCCCUGUCCUGAAAAUGCCAAGAAAGGUCGUUCUGGUUCAUCUAAAGGAAAAGUGAAUAAAAAGCCUGUCCAAACAGCAUUGUCUACUGACGUUGACCAGUCAUCAAGAAAGAGGAAGUUGGAGGAAGAUGAAUCUACAUCAAUACCAACCAAAAUUAAAAAAGAAGUAAGUAGAGUCGAAGAGUUUGUUUGCAAGUACUGCAAGAAAUCAUUUUCUUCUAAGGCCCUUCUCUCCAGACACGUGGAUYUCCACCUUGGACCAAGGCCUUUCAAAUGCCCUCGUUGCUACAAAGGAUUUCGGGAUCCCCUUCAAUUGGCAAACCAUGCUAAUUUGCAUAUUCUGUCCAGACCCUUUGUCUGCGUCAAGUGUGGCAAAUCAUUCUCUACCGGAAGUUGUUUGACAGUUCACAUGAGUAGGCAUGACGGGAUACCACCGUACACUUGUCAGCACUGCUCCAAAGGCUUCGUACAUUUCACUGCGUUGACGCUUCACUUAUCAACGCAUCUGCCUCAACUACCCUGCCGAUGUGGCUACUGCCAGCAAGAGUUCGCCAACCCAAAGGGGCUUUCUAAACACAUACAAACUCAUAAAUCCAGAGCUGUUUCUAACAAUGGGAAUUCCAGAGAAGAAUCUAUAAGGUGCCAAAUUUGCUCCGAGUCUUUUAUGAAUCACAAGGCACUAGAAAUCCAUCUGAUUACGGUUCAUAACAAGCAAGGCAAGGAAGUUAGUAACCGCAGUGUGAAUCCUCUACGGCAGCUGCAGGCCCUGAUCUUCAAGGAAACGCCAACUUAUGAAGCCAAUCGGGUCAGCCAAAUGAGAAGCAUGCAGCCAUACUCUAGGGAGAUAGUGGAGAAUCGCUUUAGUGCAAAUGGACGCCGAGCGCACAAUAGUAUGGACAGAGUAGGGAAUAGUUCAGGCCGACUAGGGAGUGAUAUGACAAGGAAAGCGAAUAUUCUAGACGGAUCAGUAAGUAGUACCGUGGAACGCAACGAAAGUAGUAAGCAGACAAGCCAAGCAAACAGACAAGACAAUAAAAGUGGAGAUCCACUAAGUCAACUUCAUGCUCUAACGUACCGAGGGGARGGCCCCAUCAGUGAAGUGAGCUCUCUGUCAAGCUCUUCUGUUCASCAACCAUAUUAUAGUAAUGCGUACUCUUCCCUUUCCAGUGGCCUCACUGGCCUACAAACUAUCAAGCAAGAGAACAAAACYGCCGGCGAAAAUAGCYGGGAUAACCCGUCCAAUAGCCAACKAGAAAAUUCUGAAGAGAAACUYCUUCCUUGUUUGGAUUGCAGCGAAGUGUUCGACAACGCGGCUGACUUGGCGGUACAUGCUCGAGUCCACACAAAAAGUGAACUUAUUGAAUGUACACAAUGUGAUCGGAACUUUGUACGGGAGAGCGAAUUCAGAAAACAUCUGGCCUCUCACGAAGGUAAAGCUGGGACAUAUGUCUGCCCAAAGUGCYGCAAGACCUUUGUGCAUUCCCAUGGAUUAAAUCUGCACUUGAGAAUUCAUACUGGRGAGAAGCCCUUCCAGUGCAAACACUGCUUGAAAUGUUUUGCGCACUCCGGGAAUUUGACUGUCCAUCUGAGAACUCACACAGGCGAAAAACCUUUUAAGUGUCAGUAUUGUCACCAAGCUUUCAAUCACUCCAGUAACUUGAAGAAUCACAUGCGACUUCACACAGGGGAGAAGCCAUACCAGUGUAAAUUCUGUGACAGGUCGUUUUCGAGAAGUUCACAUCUUCGGAAUCAUACCAUCAACCACACCUUGGGAAGGACGGACCCCGAUAUCUUCAGAUGUGAUAUUUGUGACAAGCCUUUUGACGACGUUACCCUUCUUAACGAGCAUAUCAAACUUCAUAACGAAACUAAGCCUCACAUUUGUCGUUUCUGUGGAAAGGCGUUCACGGUGCCGAGCGGCUUGGCUGUGCAUGAGCGAACGCAUACAGGYGAGAAGCCAUACAAGUGUCAGUAUUGUGACCGUGCUUUUAGUCACUCGAGCAACAUGAAGGUGCAUGUCCGUACUCACACUGGUGAGAAACCGUAUCACUGCAAAGUGUGCGAUACUACAUUUGCAAGAAGCUCAGACCUGCGAAGGCAUGUGUACUUUCAGGGCUGUCAGAAACUUGCCUCGUCGAUUUCUGGAAUCCCGUCGURGAGUGAYAGUGGUGGGGCGAGUGGUGGAGAACCCAUCAUGAACGUCCCUUCGAGCAUGCAGGGUCAGCCUAUGCGUACUUAUCCUGCAACUGUGACUUAUUCAUCGUACACCGGCUCAGAUUAUAAAGAAGACAAGCAAGCAAAGGAAAAGCAAGAAAUCUCUCCCUUUCAACGUAUUAAAGACCAUAUCAAAGCGCUCUCGGGAAGCUCACCCACCGCUAGCACCGAUGAUACCAGUAAYAUUAAUACAGACGACAGRGUCCGUACCGGAGACGCCAACCGAUCCAAGUAUGAAUUGKUASCACCUUCGACUUCGAAGGCUGGCCAGAUGACUUUAUCUUCAACUAGUACUAAGAGUYAUGACGCGGCAAGCUCGUUUAAGGAUUCUUUGAAUACAAAGAAAGACUCACAGAAGACGAGUACMUCGCAGCCACCUCCAUUCCUURUAUCYACCCUUUCUCUUAAACCUACAAGCAAAGUAAGGGAAAACGAUGGCCUGCCUGCUGAAAAGCAUGCUAAUCACGUUCACSAGGGCGAGAAUGCAACAAAAGAGAUCAAUAAAGAUAUCAGCAGUUCUCAGAAAGACYGGAAUAGCAUUGAUAAUAAGUCMUCUGCAACAAAUCAACAGUCGUACAAAGUYGCUUCAACCUCUGGAUCACAUCCGAACCCUUCAGAAAGAGAGCGUGGUAGUCAAGGUCUAAGGAAGGAMGAAAGUACUAUUGAUACUACACAAAGUGUAAGCAGACCAUCUUUGCCGACUGCCCACACGAAAAUUUACGCCAGCUCAAUGCCUCAUACCAUGGAGAAAACGGUUGGCACAAACCCUGAGAAAUAUGGCACGGAAAAAGCGGUUACCCACGCGAAACCGUACUCAUUUGGAGAAUCUGCUCGGCCCUACAGUACGUCAGGUACGGCUGCUACUUCACGACCGCACCCAGUAAGAGAAACAGCUCAAAACCCGCGGUCACACUCGAAGACAGGCAUUGCAGAAACAGUUGCUUUCUCAAGACCACCUGUACUUGAAGUUUCUACCCCCGAAGAGGGUAAAGUCGACUCAUCAAAAAUUGGGGCAUACAACAGGGAAUCAGAUGAAAGCUUAAGAACCUCUAAGAAAGGUGCGAUACAGAACACGUAUGCCACCCAAGAAAAUACAAGGGCUUCUCAACACCCCACCAUUGCGCAUGACUCAAGCCAAAGACCAACGACCAGUACCAAAGUUGUUAUUACAGGCUCAAGAAGUGAUGAUGCWGAAGAAGUUAUUGGAAAUGACACUAUCAUUGAAACUUCGAGUCUACAGCCACUCCAGGCACUAACCGAAAGUAUUCUGCCCAAGUUUACUUAAAGGAAUGACUUUAAACAYUCCUCUUUCAAAUAUGUAUCUUUGAAUUCCUUCUUUUUAAUUGACUGAUUACCAGUUCUCACAGAAGCAGUUCCUAUGGAAACUGACAUUGCUCGCCCCACUCUCCUUCGCAGCAUACCCUUUUGUCGGGAGGGACAGGAACUCCGACAAAACAGUAGGCAGCGAAGGAGACUACUCCCGCCGCUGACUCUCUAUUUUUCUAGAUUUCUUCCGAUCCUAAUAUUGACAAUCUAGUACCAAGAAUGAGAAUGGUGAUAUUUCUUCAAAAUCGAAGCCAAAAGAGGAACUAAUUGUUAAUAAUUCAUAAAAGYAAAACGUGAUAUCAACUUUUGUCAGCUAGCUAUUCUUCACAAAAUUAUUUACUAUUAUAAUUAAUAAAAAUGUUUUUCUUCUUUCACAUUGAAAUUUGCUGUUAAAACUUGAGCAUGCUUGUCACGAAGCGAGAGUAUAAAGUCUUGUUUUGAGUGAUUUAUGGUGUCAAUUAAAAAUGAUUUUAUUGAGCUUACGGCCGUAUUCAAAAUGACUUUCAAAAAUAAACUAAAAGGAGUAAAGACAUUUGGAUCAAUUAUUAUUUUACUCUAAUGGUACCAAAACAAAUUUCAUCUCCAAAAAAGAUUGAUGGAUAUCAUUACCUAGUGCUUUAAUAACCUUAAUGGCUGUCAAACCACAGAAAGAACUUUUAAUGCAAUGCUACCGCCUUAGUGCUAUGGCUACCGUUCAAUCAAUCAACUGUUACCAGUGGACAUAACCACUCAAAUGUCACUAUUUACGCGUAACUCUCAUGCCACUCUAAAAACCUUUUUGUCUCAUCAGUGCUAUUAUGUGCUAACUU